Molecule: messenger RNA, 3633 nt
Organism: Ictalurus punctatus (channel catfish)
Lineage: Eukaryota; Metazoa; Chordata; Actinopteri; Siluriformes; Ictaluridae
Gene: hgs
Product: hepatocyte growth factor-regulated tyrosine kinase substrate
Exons: 21
Coding region: 107-2416 (769 amino acids)
Molecular function (GO): ubiquitin binding; metal ion binding; phosphatidylinositol binding
Source: RefSeq, a predicted model, not a curated record
GUACGUGUCACGUGAUUCAUCUCGACACAGGUGACAAAUCAGGGUUCGGUUGACCAACAAACAUAGAAGCGUCUAGUCAUCAAGUGUUCUGUACAAGAACUCAACCAUGGGAAAAGGUGGAGGUACAUUUGAAAGGCUGUUGGACAAAGCCACCAGCCAGCUGCUCCUGGAGACGGACUGGGAAUCCAUCCUCCAGAUCUGCGACCUCAUCCGGCAAGGAGACACGCAGGCUAAAUACGCAAUCGCUGCCAUCAAGAAGAAGCUAAACGACAAGAAUCCUCACGUGGCCCUCUAUGCCCUCGAGGUUCUGGAGUCAGUGGUGAAGAACUGUGGCCAGACGAUUCAUGACGAAGUGGCGAGUAAGCAAACCAUGGAGGAACUCAAGGACCUGUUUAAGAAGCAAACGGAGCCGAACGUCAGGAACAAGAUCCUGUACCUGGUCCAGGCCUGGGCACACGCCUUCCGCAACGAGCCCAAAUACAAAGUGGUCCAAGACACUUACCAGAUCAUGAAGGUGGAAGGUCAUGUGUUCCCGGAGUUUAAAGAGAGCGACGCCAUGUUUGCUGCAGAGAGGGCUCCUGAUUGGGUGGACGCCGAGGAGUGCCACAGGUGCAGAGUUCAGUUCGGUGUGAUGACCCGAAAGCACCACUGCAGGGCGUGUGGACAGAUCUUCUGCGGCAAAUGCUCUUCCAAAUACUCCACUAUCCCCAAGUUCGGCAUUGAGAAAGAGGUGCGAGUGUGCGAGCCCUGCUUCGAGCAGCUCAACAACAGCCACCCCUCCCUCUCUCCCCCUUCUAGGAAAGCCGAAGGAAAGAGCAGCAGCAGUAGCAGUAGCAGCAGCGGGCAGUCAGAGCUGCCUCCUGAGUACCUGACCAGCCCUCUGGCUCAGCAGUCUCAGGUAGUACCGAUGCCUCCUAAGAGAGACGAGGCAGCGCUGCAAGAGGAAGAGGAGCUGCAGCUGGCCAUCGCUCUGUCUCAGAGUGAAGCUGAAGAGAAGGAGAGAAUGAGGCAUAAGAGCUCGUACCCCGUGUACCCCAAAGCUGAUCCGACUCCGGUGACCUCCUCCGCUCCACCCGUCAGCACUCUCUACUCCUCUCCUGUGAACUCCUCUGCUCCUUCAGCCGAGGAUGUCGACCCUGAGCUGGCCCGUUAUCUGAAUAGGACUUACUGGGAGAAAAAGCAGGAGGAAGUGCGCAAGAGUCCCACCCCGUCUGCUCCUGCUCCGGUGGCCUUGGCUGAACCGUUGCCUAUCAGCCAGCCAGUGGAAAGCCACGCCCCCGUUCAGCCCAUCAACAUAGUGGAGCAGCAGUACCAGAACGGAGAAUCGGAGGAGAACUACGAGCAGUUCCUCAAAGCCCUGCAGAACGCAGUCACCACCUUCCUGAACCGCAUGAAGAGCAACCACAUGCGCGGGCGCAGCAUCACCAACGACAGCGCCGUGCUCUCCCUCUUCCAGUCCAUCAACAACAUGCACCCGCAGCUCCUGGAGCUCCUCAACCAGCACGACGAGAAGAGACUGUACUACGAAGGGCUGCAGGAUAAGCUGGCGCAGGUUCGGGACGCACGGGCCGCUCUGAAUGCUCUGAGGGACGAGCACCGCGAGAAACUUCGCCGUGCCGCCGAGGAGGCCGAGAGACAACGGCAGAUCCAGCUUGCCCAGAAACUCGAGAUCAUGAGGCAGAAGAAGCAGGAGUAUCUGGAGAUGCAGAGACAGCUGGCUAUUCAGCGUCUGCAGGAGCAGGAGAAGGAGCGGCAGAUGCGUCUGGAGCAGCAGAAACACACCAUCCAGAUGCGUGCUCAGAUGCCCUAUUCCCUGCCUUAUGCCCAGAUGCAGUCACUGCCGCCUAACGUGGCAGGAGGGGUGGUGUAUCCACCCGCUGGUCCCCCCAGUUACCCCGGCACGUUCAGCCCUGCUGGCUCAGUGGAGGGCUCUCCCAUGCACGGGGUCUACAUGAACCAACCCGGGCAGGCCGGAGGAGGACCGUACCAGGCCAUGCCAGUGUCUGCUACGGAUCCCAACAUGGUGAACGCCUACAUGUAUCAGACCGCAGGUACCGGUGGGCAACAAGCCGCCCCUGGUCAGGGUCCGCCUCCUAACACCAGCCCUCCAUACACUAACUACCAGCCCACUCCGACACAGGGCUACCAGAAUGUGGCGUCUCAAUCCCAGAGUUUGCCCCCGAUGUCCCAGGCUGCCCCGACCAACGGCAUGGCCUACAUGGGCUACCAGCCGUACAGCAUGCAGAACAUGAUAUCGGCACUUCCUGGACAGGACCCCAACAUGCCUCCUCAGCAGCAGUACAUGCCUGGCCAACAACCCAUGUACCAGCAGAUGGCGCCUCCUGGUGGUCCUCAGCAGCAGGCGCAGCAGCCCCCGGCAGGCAGUGCAGAGGCUCAGCUCAUCUCCUUUGACUAAAACGUCGUAUUCUCACCUGAUCCACCACACUACAGUCAGCCCUCUGCUCUCUUCCUCCUGUUACCCCACACACAGUCUAUCCACUUGCAAUAUUUCUGUGACCAUCUAAUUGAUGAAUACGUCCUGGUUAUCAGGAAUACGAGACUCUUUUCGCUGCUGGUAUGGUCUCUCUCUCUCUCUCUCUCUCUCUCUCUCUCUCUCUCUCUCUCUCUCUCUCUCUCUCUCUCUCUCUCUGCUUUACGUGGAGAGAAGGCUAGAAAUGGUUCUUAAAUCCUCCGACGCCUCUCUUGAAAAUUAUGUAGUGUUUCCUUAUGAAACACCUCUUAGCUAGUCGUUCGUAUCCUUGAAUAUUAACAGAACAUGUAUCGAAUAAACGGCAAAUAAGACGCGACCAUGUCAUAUUUUUCUAAAGUCGACCUGCAUGCAUUUUAGUCGUUCUUUACGGCGUCUCCACCCCGAUCAAGUGAGCGUGUUUGGGGGUGGGGGGUGUUUUUUGUUUUGUUUUGUUUAAAUUUUUUUUAUUUAAUUUGAGAAGCUUUCGAAAGAAGUUAUUUAUCAAGCGAUUCGGAGGACGAGCGCCCGAUCCAGGAUCAUGUCCAAGAGCUUAGAGUGCUGCCUCUCGCCUCUCUCACACACACUCCAUCGCAAACCCCGACAUUCCAGAGCAGCGUUCAUCACGGGAAUCCUGUCGUACGAGUCCGAUUUUAAAAGAUCUGGAAUUUCUCUGUAUUUAGGAUCGUCGUCACGGAAUCCUAGCUAAUAGUCGUCGUAAUCUCUGCUUUCGUAGAUUAUAUUAAAUAAAUGGGACGGUGCUGUAUAGCCCUUUUUUUUUUUUUUUUUUUUUUUUUCUUUUUUUUUUUUCUUUUUCUUUCCAUUUAGUGCUGAUUUGUACAAAAAGGAUGUCACGGAGAUGAAGAAAAUCCUGGGUUUUCUCCUUCGGUUAAACAGGCGACUUUGUAGGGAGCGACGCGAGGCGUAAAGCGGGAUCGUAACGUGAUCUGAGAUGAAGGAUGUAUCGAACGUGCUUUAAAUAAAGUAAAAUAAAUGUAAAAAACGGAGUCGUACUGCAUGUUUGUAACGUCCAUCGACCAGUGAGCAGUUCUGUAACCCUUUAACGCCGUCCGUGGACAGCUUCGUUCCAUCAUACUGAUCUGUAUGACUCCGGGAAAAGAGUUUUAUGAUUAUAUUUAAUAAAUAUCUCAUUCUUUUAUUGUGCA